CCCGGUCCGGGAAGAUCCCACGUGCCGCGGAGCGGCUGGGCCCGUGGGCCAUUGCCACUGAGCCUGCACGUCCGGAGCCUGUGCUCCGCAACGGGGGAGGCCACGACAGUGAGGGGCCCGCGUACCACACACACACACACAAAAUUAAGGGUUCAUCAGUCAAGGCAGCUAAAGAACUGGAGAGAGCCACAUUACCUCCUGAACACUGGGAACAAGGACAAGUCCAGUGUCAGAGCACAUUCAGCUGGUGUAACAGUAUUUGUCAUGUGAUUCUCAAGCAGGACCAGUGUCUGCAUUGUGUUCAGGCUAGGAAGUGAAGUACGCAGUUCAGAGUCCACGAAAACCUCCACAAGCUCAGUUGCUGCACGUAACGCACAAAGGUGGGAUUUUACAUCUGGGGCAGGAACCCCGCUGAAACCGGAAGCACGUAUUGCCACGUGGUCUAAUGGGAGCAUAGGUAGGGUCUCCCAACAGCCAAUCCUAGUGCCAGGAGUGUUUAGGAGGCGUAGCCGCGGAGAGACAGCGGCCAAUGGCAGAGAGGUCCGUUAAUAGAGUGAGGGCAACGGCGGGUGAGGGGAACAGAGUACAGCCGCCAGGGGAGGCUGAGGAGCUCUAGGCAGUUCGGUGGUCAGACUGUUCACGUGAACUGUAGCGGUACUUCAGCCACCAAACUUCGAUUCUCGCCCGCCCUUAAACAUCAUGGGAGAUUCACAGAGUGAGCAUCAGCGGAUGUUACGACGCCACAGCCGCGAGAAGACAGAGCUGCAGGCCCACAUUCAGGGCAUGAAGAGCUCGAUCCCCAAGAGCGACAAGCAGAGAAGAAAGCAGUUGCUCCUCGAUGUGGCUCGCCUCGAGGCCGAGAUGGAGCAGAAGCACCAGCAGGAGCUGGAGAAGUUCCAGGAGAGUUUCCCUGAUAACAGCAGCCUCGAUUCUGUCACUGAAGAUCUGGCCAAGCUGGAUCUCGAGAACAAGCCUCCUCACCUCUGGAGGGCACAGAGAAAGCACAAAAGAAAGGAGGCCUUCAAUAGAGAAAGCCAGGAUUGGAUGGACAAGGCUGAGAUGGAGCAUCUGGCCAGCUUGCGCCAUGACGAGGAAAUGAAGCUCGGCGCCAUCCUGCGGGCCAAGCAUCUGGAGGUGAAGGAUAUCCCGGCCGACGACCACUGCACGUACCGCGCCAUCCAAGACCAGCUGGUGUUCUCCGUGACCGUGGGGAGCCUGCGGAGGCGCACCGCCGAGUACAUGCGGCAGCAUGUCGACGACUUCCUGCCCUUCUUCAGCAACCCCGAAACCGGCGACGCCUGCAGCCGCGACGACUUCUUGAGCUACUGCGACGACAUCGUGUUCAGCGCGUCGUGUGGAAGCCAGCUCGAGCUGAGGGCCCUGUCGCACGUCCUGCAGACCCCCAUCGAGGUGAUCCAGGCCAACUCGCCCGCCGUCGUCAUCGGAGAGGAGUACACCAAGAAGCCGCUCACCCUGGUCUGCAAGCAGUACUCUUACAGCAGCGCAGAGCACUACAACUCGGUGAAGCCACUCGACACCGGCUCCGGCGGGAGCGUGGCCCGGCGUCUCAUCUAGGCCCGCUGCCGCCAUCGCCGUGACGGCCGCCGUUGGAGCCGAAUCUGCCGCCGCCGCGUCUCCUCAGCAGGCUCCGCUUUUUUCCUUCGGUUUUCUCAAGGUUUUGUUGAUUCAUUUUACUUAGAGCUCACCCCUCUCUCCUCCCCCGCCCCCCUUCUUCCUCCCUCGCUCUUCUAUCCUCCUCGAUCGUCCCUGGGUUGCUUCUUUCACGGGGUAGGGGGAUCGGAGGCUGGUGACCAGGAAGAGAUCUGUACCGUCCUACCCUAGCGGAGUGAGUUUGCCAAGUUCUCACCUUUCUUGCCCUGAAGGGUCUCUGCGCCCCACCCAAGAGAACUGGUCACGUUGCAAGUAACUUUGGGGUUCAAAAAAUGGCAACUUGGUUUGAUGCGUUCUUCACUUGGGGAAAAAAAUCAGUUUAGCUCAGAAUCUUCCGGUUGCCCCGUGAAUGUAUUCAUUACUUAAAGUUGGAGUUGAUGUGAAUGAAAUGAUUUGGGAAUGCCUUUUGCUUAGUUCUUUGGGGAAAAAAAUGUAUCGUGGGCUGUUUGGGGGUUUUGCUUUCCACUUCAACAGGGCUACUCAGGAGACGUCUCAAGUUACAAACAAGACCUCCUCUAGUUUUUUUCUUUUUUUUUUUUUUGGCUGCACUGGGUCUUCCUUGCAGUGUGGGGGCUCUAGGCGCGCGGGUUCCAGUAGUUAUGGUGUGUGGGCUUAGUAGUUGUGGCUUGCAGGCUCCAGAGCGCAGGCUGAGUAGCUGUGGCUCACAGGCUUAGUUGCUCCGCGGCAUGUGGGGUGGGGUCUUCGCUGACCAGGGCUCAAACCUGUGUCCCCGGGAUUCUUAACCACUGAGCCACCAGGGAAGCCCUAGUAUUUUAUUUUGUUUUUUCAUAAAACCUUGUAUGGUUGCAAAUUAAUUACAGUUGUUUAGAUGUUUCCUGAAUUCUAAAUAAUGUUUGUUAACUUUAGAAGUUAAAUGUAAGCGUUAAAUGUAGAAAGUACAUUUACCUAAACUGAUAGGCUAGAUAAGGCUUGCUCUAAGAUGUGAACGAUCUCAAUUUAAUUUCCUUUAUUAAAUAUAAGAAAGGACAUGACUUUAUUCAAGUAGUUGAUUCAUUUCAUUAUAUCUGCAACUGAUGUGAACUAAGAAGAGGCAAACUGAUAGGUAGUUUAACUUGCUGUGAGGGGUGACAUCAACUACUAAGUUUCCUUUAUUCUCAGACAUAAAAGGGUAUAACGUUGUUCAAGCAGUUGGUCCACUUUGUUCUAUCUACAACUGGUAUGAAUGUGAAAGAUCUGAACUUAGUCGUUUUCCUUAAUUCUUAGAGAUAAAAAGUAUUUAAAGAGAGAUUUUAAAAAGUAUUAAAGUAGUUGAUUCAUUUUGUUAUAUCUGCAACUGGUAUGAAGCAAAAAAAAAGUGAGCAAUAAACUUUUGUUGAUAUUUGAGACUUGUUGAUAUCUUGAAUUUGCCAAAAAAUGUAAAAGUGAAAUGAUUUGCAGUAAACAAUUUAAAAAAUUUAACCUUUAGAUCCUAUAUUUCAGUGAGAUUACUUAAAUUCAUUUAAAAAUUCUUUGUACACACCAAAUGUUCUAAAAUGAAAUAUACAAAGGGGAAAAGGGGAACCGUAGUUUGUUUAAAGAAUAAAAGCAGUUUAAAAAAUACCCGGUUUUCCAUUUUUGUAUAGCUGACUUAGUUCAUAUAGAGUUUGUAUCCCAGGAUCGACUUCAGCAAAGGAAUCCUGGAGGGUUAGGGAGCAGGAGUGAAGGGGGAGGACACAGUGACAGAUGAGGCUUUUGGAAGGAGGAAUGGGCCUGCAGUCUUGAUGGUGGCCUGGAGUGGAAUAUCUCCCAGGGAUGGAUUUAGGGAGUAACAAGAUAGUUGAAGCUAUCCUGACUUGAUGUUUCACUCAGUGCAAACAUCAUGAAAUGGCUUCAGUUAAGGAUGUUCUCAUUGCUAUGCAUGAAAAAGAAUUCUCACUUUCAAAAACUUGCCAGUCCAGGGCUAGUUGCAGGAGGGAAAGAAGUGCCACUGUUUUUUUUUUUUCUUGAAGGCGGGGGUGGGGGGGGGAAUCUGUUUUCAAAAUACAAAUAUAGAAAUCCUGCCAGAUAGCUCACUGUGUAAAUGUGUGCAUCACAUACAUUUUCAGAUAGCCAGCUGGCUGAGAAGAGGAAGUCCCUGAGAAAACUAGGUAUUUGGAUGCAUUGUGAGAAGAGAGCCUUUUAUAGGGAUGAGAAUGCUGGCUGGGGAAGGAAGAAUAGGCCAGGAAGGGAG
Molecule: messenger RNA, 3841 nt
Organism: Orcinus orca (killer whale)
Lineage: Eukaryota; Metazoa; Chordata; Mammalia; Artiodactyla; Delphinidae
Product: OTU domain-containing protein 6A-like
Exons: 1
Coding region: 700-1575 (291 amino acids)
Biological process (GO): protein K27-linked deubiquitination; protein K29-linked deubiquitination; protein K33-linked deubiquitination
Molecular function (GO): cysteine-type deubiquitinase activity
Source: RefSeq, a predicted model, not a curated record